GGAGGCCGUUAUUCCUGUCACGGGCCGCACACUCCCGCCCCCGUCCCAAAACAGAGGAUGAGGAGCCGCGAGGAAGUAGACGCCACCCUUCACGUCGCCAAGUUGGACCCGGCGGAGCUGCUCCCCGCGGCGCAGUGCCUCAGCUUCAGCGCCCAGGCGGCGGACGUCGGGGAGUGCCGCCUCUUGCAGCUGGAACCGGAGCUUUGCGCCGAGUUGGAAGCGGGGCGGAGCCUGGUGAUCCGUGGAGACCGCGAUGAACACGCUGUGUUAUGCAGUAAAGAUAAAACCUAUGACAUGAAAAUAGCAGAUACUUCUAAUACAUUGCUUUUCUUACCUGCCUGUGAAACUCCAGAGCAGCUUGCUAUAAACAAGACAGCUUCUAAUAUACUUUACACUCAGAUUGCAGGCUUCUCCAAUAAUUACUGGGAACUAAGAAGAUGCCGACCUAAGUUAAAGAAACUCAAGAAACUUUUGAUGGAAAACCCUUAUGAAGGACCAGACAGUGAAAACGAGAGAAGUUCGACUAAAUCAAAGUACACAACAGAAGAGUUACUAGAUCAGGUCCAAGCAAGUGAGGAAGAAAUAAUGGAUCAACUGGAGGUUCUAAAAGCAUGCCAAAUUGAAGGUUGUUGGCGGAUUCUAGACUUCGAUUAUGAGAUGAAAUUGUUGAAUCAUGUGACACAAUUGAUAUAUACCGAGUCUUGGCCAUUCAGCAAGGUCCCUUUAAGCAUAUGUCUUCAAGAACUCGGACCUUUAGAGCCCAAGGAAAUGAUAGAACACAUUCUUGUGAGUUAUGGAAAGAAGUAUAUUGAUGAAGGCGAGACUUACUUUGAAAUGAAUGAAGAGAAGAUAUGCAGAGCAACAGCACAAAUGCUCUUACAAAACGCAGUCAAAUUCAGUCUCGCCGAAUUCCAAGAAGUAUGGCAGCAGAGCGUCCCUGAAGGAAUGACGACUAGACCGGACCAGUUAAAGGGGUUGGCUCUUGUGGACAAAUCUUCCAGACCAGAAACUAUUUCCUUGCUAAAUGUUGAAGACUUACCAGAAGAUAACCAGGAAAGAUUUAACAGUUUAUUCGCUAUUAGGGAGAAAUGGACAGAAGCUGAUAUAGCUCCAUAUAUACAGGACUUAUGUUCAGAGAAGCAAACGAUUGGUGCGUUGCUGACAAAACAUGCUCGUUCUUCAGUGCAGAAUGGACUUAAAGUUUAUAAUUCUAGAAGACCCGUUUCAUAAGAAGUAAUACUGAUUACUGACAGAAGAGAAGAUACAGACUGGUGGCUCAAAUUUGGAGUGGGGUUGUUGGGAUUUUUGCAGCAAUCCUAGGGAUUUUCUGUUAAUCAUGUAACAAUGUUGAAAUGCUUUGGAAUUGUUUUAUAGAUAAAAUUGAACUGUUUUGAAAAGCUAAAAAUUCAUUGUACAAAUACUUUCUUUAAACGUUCUGCAACUGUCUCUAGUUAUUAUUAAAAACUUAUUAUAAAGCUG
This is a messenger RNA of Lacerta agilis (Sand lizard), 1479 nucleotides long. RefSeq names its product DNA replication and sister chromatid cohesion 1 (gene DSCC1). The coding region runs from base 58 to 1230 and encodes 390 amino acids. NCBI's taxonomy places the organism in Eukaryota, Metazoa, Chordata, Lepidosauria, Squamata, Lacertidae. The record is from RefSeq and is a predicted model, not a curated record. Gene Ontology annotation, biological process: mitotic sister chromatid cohesion; maintenance of mitotic sister chromatid cohesion. The transcript is spliced from 9 exons. Gene Ontology annotation, cellular component: nucleus; chromosome, centromeric region; Ctf18 RFC-like complex.